This is a messenger RNA of Ostrea edulis (European flat oyster), 2325 nucleotides long. Its product is annotated as potassium voltage-gated channel subfamily D member 1-like. Gene Ontology annotation, biological process: potassium ion transmembrane transport; protein homooligomerization. The transcript is spliced from 2 exons. Gene Ontology annotation, cellular component: voltage-gated potassium channel complex; membrane. Lineage: Eukaryota; Metazoa; Mollusca; Bivalvia; Ostreida; Ostreidae. Bases 674 to 2131 code for a protein of 485 amino acids. Gene Ontology annotation, molecular function: voltage-gated potassium channel activity. The record is from RefSeq and is a predicted model, not a curated record.
UAGAACAAGGAAAGCAGGCGUUGUCAUGUUUGUAAAACAGAUGAGCAUAUACAAAUAGAGAAAUAUACUUUUACACAUAUUUCAAUCAAGGAAAAACUCGUUUUGUGUGUUAACUGUUUUAGAUAGAAUUGAAGUUUUGACAUAAAUGUAUAAUGCUAUAAUAUAAUAUACUUCUACAUUGUUGCAAAACGUUAAAUACAUAUGCAAUCCAUCGCUAAAUGUACCCAGUACCGCUAUGUCUAUAGAAUAUUUGCAUUCCUCAUUUUUAUCGUGUUACGUGUGUUAAGAAUAUGGUUUGCCUCCAGUUUUGGAAGAAUAAUAGCUUCUACGCGUGCAUAAGUUGCUACUGCUGUGUCUCGUUGCGGGGCACGGGGUUCACACAUGUUUCAGAUUCAGUCGACAAAUAAGUCACCUAUUGAUUACGGAGGCAAUGUCUCGGCGUGUCGUCUGUGUAUCUGUGAUUUCUAUAAUGUACAGACAAUAAUGCUGUGUAUGACCACUGCUUUGUGUCUAAUCAAUGUGAAACGGUUGCUAUAAAUUGGAACUAUGCAGUGAACUGGACACUUCGUUGUAAGCAAGGACAUCGAUUUUUCCUUGGUACAUUGUAUGCAGAAUUUAUGUAAUAGCUGUGAAUGGAAAAUUUCUAAAGCAGAGAGACUUUUCUGGCUUUGUCAUGGAAAAAGACAUCAUUGAUCUAAAUCUAAAUGGGCGAGUGUUCAGACUAAAGCGAUCUACAUUCCUGCGAUUACCUAACACUUCUCUGGAACACGGGGAAGAUAUUCAUGGAGAGGUAUACAUGGAGCGACAUGCGGACAGUUUUGAUGCCAUUCUUUGGUACUAUACUAACGGAGAACUUCAUAUGCCCAAUUCCAUUUGUCCGGCCGUGUUUAAGAAGGAACUGGAAUUCUGGUCAGUAGAACCUAAUAAACUUUCUCAGUGUUGUUAUAUCAAAUACCUUUCCUUUUUUGAAGACCAGAAACUGCUAAAGACAUUUCAGGAGGACGAGAAGAAAUCCACAGGGAUGGGAAAAUCCGUCAAAACUGGGAGGAGUAAGCUGGGAAAAUGUCCGAGUAAAGUGUGGAGGAUACUAGACGAACCAUCCUCGUCUGUAGCAGCAAAGAUAUAUGUGGCCAUGUCAGCGUUUGUCAUCUUAAUGUCCAUUUUCGUUCUGUGUGUUAGUACCCACCCUGCAUUCCAGAGGGAACUGAAAGAUGACGAACUAGAGGCUUUCUACAGCUCAGAACCAGAAAAACUGCAGCUGUUCAAAGGUUUAAGAAACACCAAUCUCAAAACCUCCAACAGCAAUGAGAACAAAGUGUUACCGGUUCCUCAAGUUAAAGUCGUUCAUCACAACGAUACAGUUGCGAGUGAUCCUGAAAAUAGUACAGCGGGUUUGCUGCCCCCAAACACAGUGGCUAGAUUUAGAUACUUAGAUUAUUUGGAUUAUGCCAUGGUGACAUUCUUUGGAAUAGAACUUGUUAUUAGAAUUACAUUCAGUCCAAAAAAAUCUAAAUUCUUUUCAUCUCUACUUAACAUCAUUGACGUCAUAGCGCUUUCGUCUGAAGUUUCAACUAUGAUAGUGGAAUACAUAUUCCCCAAAGAAAAGUACACCAAAUUUUCAGCGUUAGACAUUGUAGAAUGCAUUCAGAUUGCUCGGGUCUUUCGUCUUUUCCGUUUAGUGAAAAAUUUUAUUGGUUUUCGUAUUUUAGUGUACUCAGUGCGAGCUAGCCUGAAAAAUAUGUUGCUCAUGAUUUUCAACUUAUUGGUAGCUGCUCUGAUAUUUUCCUCUAUCGUGUUUUAUUCGGACAGGGCUUCGUUUCAAUCCAUACCAGAUGCAAUAUGGUGGUCUAUUGUUACUAUGACUACAGUUGGUUAUGGUGAUUCUUACCCAAAGAACAUACCAGGAAGAUUUCUUGGAUGUUUGUGUGCCAUUUCGGGCAUAUUUGUGAUUGCUGUAUCGAUUCCCGUUCUAGUAAAUAAUUAUGUUCUUUUCACAGGAUUUGCCAAUUUGCCAAUAAAUAGAAACUCAGAGGGUCUUUCUUCAUUGCUCAGGUACGAGUUUGAUUCAAGGAAAGAGAAAAAACGUUCACAGGAAACAGAACCUAUGACGUCAGUUCAGAACAUGCGGUAGAGCAGGCGAUCUCCUCAUUAUGUUCAUCACCUAAUGUUACUAAGAUUUUCACCAAUAACUUAACUUGUAUAAUCAUGCAUAAUACUAUGGAUGAUAAAAUGUUUAUUGUAAACGCUUGGUUUUAGCUGUUUGUGGGAUGUUAUAAGAAAUGUAUAUUGUAAAAAUAUUUUAUAAAUAUUUGUAGAGGAAAUAAA